Seminavis robusta is the source of this 348-nucleotide messenger RNA. Lineage: Eukaryota; Bacillariophyta; Bacillariophyceae; Naviculales; Naviculaceae. The record is from the annotation of a GenBank genome assembly.
AUGCAGCAAGAACGAGGGCCGUGGCAACACGAACAAGCACGUUUUCACAGAUGUGCAUCCUUUGAGGCACGACCACGUCGCAUUUCGGAGUUUCCUUCGACUACUGAGGUCAUUACAAGCGUUUUUGUCAUGAACUUGACUUCGUCGACUGAAUUGCGAGUUCCCGGCGCGCCAGGCAAGCAGGAUUAUCGUAAUCAUUUCAAUGCAGGCAGCUGUGCCCCCAUCAAUGGCAGCACCUGCGGGUACUCGCUCGUUGUCCUCCGAGAAAACGGAGAUGUCGCCACAGAAUCCGCCGCCCCGUGCCGCGAUGGUCUCAUCUUGCAUUGCUUCAGACACCCCUCGUUUUGA